Molecule: messenger RNA, 2579 nt
Organism: Somion occarium
Lineage: Eukaryota; Fungi; Basidiomycota; Agaricomycetes; Polyporales; Cerrenaceae
Source: the annotation of a GenBank genome assembly
AUCAGUUGGGCUUUUUGAGUUCCACCACCAUCUCAAAUCUCUGUAGGCAACGCAUACACCCACCAUCUUCAAUCUCAUCACAAAGGAAUAUAUCUUGCUCAACAAAGAUGGCUGGUGCAAACUAUAUGGGAGGUAGACGAAACUACGCGAAAGCUCGUUCGAAGGACACCACAGCAAAGGCUCAACGAAACCACUUUGGCAAACAGAAAAUUCUUGCUACAAGCCUUAGCAAACCAGCGACUCUGACUGCAAACAGAUGCGAUCUCAGUAGCAACCCAAUCGCUAGAAUCUCGCUAGCACAUGCACAGCAAGAUCCUUCUGUUCGUCAUGCCCAGAAAACUCACUUGAGAUCUGCCGCUUUCUCUGUAUAUUCCCCACCCAUCACACCUCCGCAAAGUAAAUCCAAUAUGUUUCACGACAAGUCCCAUUUUUCUGGCUACUCCACUUAUCCACUGUAUGCUUUCCCCGAGGACCCCAAACCGCCCAAGCGUUCUUCAGUUAUCUUGCGCGAUUUGGACUUAUCAGAACCCAUCUCGCUUCGUGCGGAAAUGGAUCGUAUGCGUGUCAUUCCGGACUUGGCGGGGUUGUCGCGGAACUAUGUAACAAAUCCCUCGAAGAGAAGGCGCACAGAGCCUCCAAAACUUAAGGAAUAUGCUCUCCAAUCCCCUGCCGCUCCCUUCGAAGAUCGACGCAGAUCACCUGUAUCGAAUGAGAAUAGCGGCCCUUCAGAUACCUUCUCUCCGAAGGGUGAUUACUCUCCAAGCUGGGGUACACCUUCUACCUCCUCUCGUCUUGCCUUUUCGCGUACAACUUCGGAUUUCGAACCCAUGCCGUUUGACGGCGAUCGCGACGACUAUUCUUUCCCGGAUUCUGGCUAUGCUGAAGUGUUCUCACCUGUCAACGCUGAUAAGAAUUCAACCAUAAACAAUUCUGACGGCCAAUUCUCAUCUUCGCCCAAUGCUCGUUCGUCCUCGAAUGCAGAAACAAAUGCUGGUCGGGCUUCUGGUCCCUCGGAUACUUCUUUAAAUUGGAGUCUGGAACGCGUUUCACCGACGAGUUUAUCUCCUCACGCUAGCUCAAACUCAGGCGCUAUGGACGAGAACCCACAACAUGGCUCACCCAACUCUCCUUCGGGCACAACGCUUGCUUCUCCUGAUUUCACACUCUCUCCCCAGAUUCCUGCUUUGUUUGCUUCUGCAUCGUCUGAGCAGCCUAGCGAUCGGUUUGUUGCCUCCAUCGGCCUUCGGGGUUCCGGCACUCGACCUCCGUCUCAUGCUUCCUCAGUUUCUGACGCUCACACCGAAGAAAGUCUUUGGGAUAUAUCACAAGGUCAACUCUUCGACUCCAAUGCCGAUACAUGGGAGAGUGUAAAAUCGAGAAUCGUACCUACUCACACUCAUGUCACCUCAAGAUCAAUGCUGCCCUCUUUCCAUGAUAUCUCUCUGCUGAAAUUUGUAACAGGUCGGCGAGGUGUUGGCUACAUCGACCAGCCUUCAUUCUGUCCAGCAAUAGGAACUUCGGACGCAAGAUCUAUUGGGCUUGAAAUCGAAGUACCCAAUCUCGCUUGGGAAACAAACUCUGAUGACGAAGAAAACGCUUUGGAUUAUAACGCGACGUAUUCUACUCACGACGGGUCGCAACCUCAACAACCUUUCACAACUAACUUCCCGGCUCGCCUCAAUAAUCGCGCUAUUACCCCAUCUGCUACAGGUACUAUCGGCAAUGCAGGAGAUCCACUUCCCAUUCUAGACGUUCGGACUUCCUUCCCAUCUCGAAUUAACCUUCCGCCGACCUCGCCUUUUACUCAACCUUCAUCACUCCGUAACCUUCUUCCUGAUAUCGGAAUAACAUCUCUUGCUCACUCAAGCUUUGACUUUCCGCCUUGUUCUCCAUCAUCUCCUCAUCUCGAUAUGUUUGACCUGCCGAUGUUGCACAAGCAACUCUAUGCGGCACAGGCGUCACUUAACCUUGUCGAUCCGUUUCGUGGAUCUUUUCCGCCCUUUAGCGCACCAAUAAGCUCACCGCCGAAUACGCUUCCUGUCAUCACCUCGGGUACUUCGCAUGCCGGAAAAGCUCCAGACUCACUUCGAUCACAUUCACCUUCUGCAGUCCUCCUGAACCAAACGCCGCAAAAGUCGACCCUUGGACGGGCUAAUACUGAAGUUGUUCACUCCCGCGUCAUUGCAGGACCAUGUCUCUUUGCUGGCCCAGACGAUGUAUUAGACGCUGAAGAUGAAUGAUCCACGUCGGUUGUUUUUAGGUAGUAGGUACAUCGAAGUCGAAGUCUGUCUCAUAGCCCAUCGUACCACUUUGCGUUUCGUGUUUGGCAGAUCGCAAUGUAAUUUCCGCACUGGUACCUAUCUGCACAGGCUUUUGGCGGCUUCGAGAGCCUUGAGAACGUUUCUUCAGGACGCGGCAUAUUUACGGGAGCUUGUUAUGAAUACGAUGUAGCUUGUUUUCGUAGAGGAUACAUAGUUAAAUACAUUGUGGCGCAACUUCCCCAUGGGCAGACUCUGGGCAGACUUUCCGUAGUGAGCAUCCCCCGCAACGGGGAACGGAAGUAAACGCAAGCGGCCAAU